Molecule: messenger RNA, 1641 nt
Organism: Penicillium maclennaniae
Lineage: Eukaryota; Fungi; Ascomycota; Eurotiomycetes; Eurotiales; Aspergillaceae
Exons: 1
Coding region: 1-1641 (546 amino acids)
Biological process (GO): amino acid activation for nonribosomal peptide biosynthetic process; secondary metabolite biosynthetic process
Cellular component (GO): cytoplasm
Molecular function (GO): phosphopantetheine binding; catalytic activity
Source: RefSeq, a predicted model, not a curated record
AUGACCACGUCAGUAAAGACGGAUCGAAAGCGUCUCAGAGAAGAUGCGAUAGCCUAUUUGGGAGAAACUGGUCUCCUCUGUCGGAAUCAGCCCAGGACAUCGAACACGAAAGAUCUAGCCACGAUCAAUGAACAGACUUUGCAGAAGUUGUGGGCUGCCAUCCUGGAUAUCUCGUCAGAUAUGAUUGAUUCUCAGAGUAACUGGAUUGACCUUGGUGCAGAUUCAUUGUUGACCAUCAAGCUUGUCGACUGUGCAUCUCAGGAGGGUUUGUUGAUAAGCAUCCAAGACGUGCUCCAAAAUCCAAAUCUAGCCGCCCUGGCAACUGUCGCGAAGCUUGGUAGUGUCCCCACCCGACAGGAAGCCUUGGAGCCCUUUACAUUGCUAGGCGAUGAUCAAAUCGCACGACAGAAGAUCAUACAAAACGUCUUGAGCCAAUAUGACCACCUGGGAACUCCAAUCACAGCCAUUCAAGACAUAUAUCGCUGCAUCGAUGAUCAAGCCCAAUCAAUCCAUCUUUCGGCCAACAGGAAGGGCAAUCUUACAAUGCAAAUUGAAUUUACGGAAUCGGACCCGGAGCAGUUCUGCAACGCAUGGUGCAUGAUGGUGCAAGAUACCCCCAUUCUCCGCACUGAGAUAGUGGAGAUUGAGGACCAUUACUUCCAGGUGGUUAUGAAGACUGAGGCACCCGUCAUUGUUUGUCCGUCUAGGCCCCCACACGGGACUGAUAUCUGGGGUUUCAAGAAACCACUGGUGCAGUUGAUCUGGGAAGCGGAUUCCGAUCGUUUUACGAUCUUGUUUCACCACGUCCUUCAUGAUGGCUUCUCACUUGAGCUUUUCUUACAGCGGCUAGAAGCGGCAUACGAGGGAAACCGCUCUCCUUCAACUUAUCCAUAUAAUUUGUUUCUGAAAUGGACAUCGGAAAUCGGCCCAUGUGUCGACGAGUUCUGGAAAAAGAGAUUUGCGACCUACGAUGCUUCACGCGACAUUUUCCCCCCAUUGCCCUGUCCUGAGUAUGAACCCCGAGGCUCGAGCAUGCUUGAAAAGAAAGUCAAAAUGCCCCAACACUCGACGCACCGGACAACCGUCGAAUCUAAGCUUCGACUAGCUCUGGCAGCCGCAGUUGCUUAUGCGACGAAUGACCAGGACGUUGUUUUUGGUAUCCAUAUUGCCAGACGUGAUGCGCCUCUGCCAGGGAUUGCACACAUUUCCGGUCCUACAUCGGCGUCACUACCUGUGCGCAUCCAGCUGCAUGAGGGGGAGACUUUGCAGGAGGCACUAGAUGCAGUGCACACCCAAGCUCUGGAAAGCAUUCCUUACCAAUGCGCAGAGCCGAGUCAUAUUAGCACUCUCAGCUCGGGAACCAAAGCAGCUUGUCAGUUCCGAACGAGCCUUAUGCUCCUGCCGGAGUAUAGCAACACUAGAUCUGAUCGUAUCGCCAAAUGGCAAUUUCACGAGCCGGGAUUCUACUACUGGAGUCUCUGCUUUGUGGCUCAAGUUGAACGUGGGGGCAUUGUCAUUUGGGCAUUUUUUGAUGACGAGAUGGUAGCCGCUUCGCAAGUCCAGGGUAUGCUUGAUCGCAUGGGGACAGUUCUUGAUCUUAUUGAGCAAAAGCCGGAAACCCGCAUUGGCGGAAUCAGCUAA